Messenger RNA from Arachis duranensis, 876 nucleotides. RefSeq lists its product as uncharacterized. Bases 1 to 876 code for a protein of 291 amino acids. NCBI's taxonomy places the organism in Eukaryota, Viridiplantae, Streptophyta, Magnoliopsida, Fabales, Fabaceae. The record is from RefSeq and is a predicted model, not a curated record. The transcript has a single exon.
AUGGCAAAUCAGAUCGUCGAAUUAGCCAAUGCUCGCCUUGAGAACAAUAAUGAUCGUCGUGAUCAACACGAAGAUGAAGAGCACCAGUCUGAUGCAACACAUGUUUCCGAAACUGCUCGAAACAAGGAAGGUCGGCAGCCACGAAACAAGGAAACCCGAGGUCCACAGAAUGAGGAAGCUUGGCCAGAAAAUGAAAACACCGAACCCGACAACUCUGUCAGACCAUUCACGACCGAUGUUAUGAACUUUGAAUUGCCCAGGAGGUUCACCUUACCACUGACCUUAACACCUUAUGAUGGGUUGGGAGAUCCUAAGAAGUAUCUCAAAAAAUUUCGAUCAAUAAUGAUCGUCAAUGGUGUUUCCAAUUCCAUUUUAAGUCGUUAUUUUCCAUUUUAUUUAGAUGGUCCUGCACUUGAUUGGUUUUGUUUUUCGCUUGCAGAUUCUAUUUCUCGUUUUCAGCAACUAGCUAAACUCUUCGAGGAUCAUUUUGCUAGAUCUGCAAUCUACCUACAUGAUUCCGACUAUCUCAACACAAUUAAGCAAAGCCAAAAUGAGAGCCUAAAGGACUAUAUUACCCGUUUCACAAAGAUCACCAUGAGCAUACCAGACCUGCAUCCUGAAGUGCAUCUCCACGCCAUCAAAAGUGGACUUCGACCAGGCAAAUUCCAAGAAGCAAUUGGUGUGGCCAAGCCAAAAACUAUUGCCGAAUUCUGUGAGAAAGCCAAAGGACAAAUGGACAUGGACAUAGAGGAAUUACGACAAGCUCAGAAAGCGGAGAAACCUCAGCACAAAGGUGAAGAGAGAACCCGUGACAGCAAAAAGAGCUUUAAGCCAACACCUCGUUAUGAUUCUUACACUCAAUUCAACACGAAAUGA